Molecule: messenger RNA, 2062 nt
Organism: Nycticebus coucang (slow loris)
Lineage: Eukaryota; Metazoa; Chordata; Mammalia; Primates; Lorisidae
Gene: BRAP
Product: BRCA1 associated protein
Exons: 12
Coding region: 183-1961 (592 amino acids)
Biological process (GO): Ras protein signal transduction; protein ubiquitination
Cellular component (GO): cytoplasm
Molecular function (GO): ubiquitin protein ligase activity; zinc ion binding; nucleic acid binding
Source: RefSeq, a predicted model, not a curated record
CGGCGGCCGGGAGGCGGAAGUGGAGGGUUGUUGUGGCUCAGAGGGCUGCGCUAGGAGCUGCUUCUGCCGCUUCUGCUGCUGCUGAGGCGGCGGCGCUGCCGGCCUCGGGCCGCUCGCCCUUGCGACUCACCUCCCAGCCUCUCCUGAGCCCGCCGGGGCCCGCGCCGGCUAGCGCUUGCCCUAUGAGUGUGUCACUGGUUGUCAUCCGACUGGAGCUCGCGGAACACUCGCCCAUCCCCGCCGGCUUUGGCUUCAGCGCAGCCGCUGGGGAAAUGUCAGAUGAGGAGAUCAAAAAGAAGACACUAGCUUCAGCUGUUGCCUGUUUAGAAGGGAAGUCACCAGGAGAGAAAGCAGCAAUCAUCCAUCAGCACCUUGGCCGUCGAGAAAUGACAGAUGUGAUCAUUGAGACCAUGAAGUCCAACCCAGAUGAACUAAAAGUUACAGUGGAAGAAAGGAAGUCUUCAGAAGCAUCCCCUACUGCACAGAAAAGUAGAGAUCAAAGUAAAGAAUGCAUAAACGCUGCUCCUGAUUCUCCAUCCAAACAACUUCCAGACCAGAUUUCAUUCUUCAGUGGAAAUCCAUCAGUUGAAAUAGUUCAUGGUAUUAUGCAUCUAUACAAGACAAAUAAGAUGACCUCCUUAAAAGAAGAUGUGAGGCGCAGUGCCAUGCUGUGUAUUCUCACAGUUCCUGCUACAAUGACCAGUCAUGACCUUAUGAAGUUUGUCGCCCCAUUUAAUGAAGUAAUUGAACAAAUGAAAAUCAUCAGAGACUCUACACCAAAUCAAUAUAUGGUGCUGAUAAAGUUUAGUGCACAGGCUGAUGCGGAUAGUUUUUAUAUAGCAUGCAAUGGCCGCCAGUUCAACUCAAUAGAAGAUGAUGUUUGCCAGCUGGUCUAUGUGGAAAGGGCUGAGGUGCUGAAAUCUGAAGAUGGCGCCAGCCUCCCAGUGAUGGACCUGACCGAGCUCCCCAAGUGCACAGUAUGUUUGGAGCGCAUGGACGAGUCUGUGAAUGGCAUUCUCACCACAUUAUGCAACCACAGCUUCCACAGCCAGUGUCUACAGCGCUGGGACGACACAACGUGUCCUGUUUGCCGGUACUGUCAAACUCCAGAGCCAGUAGAAGAAAAUAAGUGCUUUGAGUGCGGUGUUCAGGAAAACCUUUGGAUUUGUUUAAUAUGUGGCCACAUAGGCUGUGGACGAUAUGUAAGUCGACAUGCUUAUAAACACUUUGAAGAAACGCAGCACACCUAUGCCAUGCAGCUCACUAACCACCGAGUCUGGGACUAUGCCGGAGAUAAUUAUGUCCAUCGACUGGUUGCAAGUAAAACAGAUGGAAAAAUAGUACAGUAUGAAUGUGAGGGUGAUACUUGCCAGGAAGAGAAAAUAGAUGCCUUACAAUUAGAGUAUUCUUAUUUACUAACGAGCCAGCUGGAAUCUCAGCGAAUCUACUGGGAAAACAAGAUAGUUCGUAUAGAGAAAGACACAGCAGAGGAAAUUAACAACAUGAAGACAAAAUUUAAAGAAACAAUUGAGAAGUGUGAUAAUCUGGAGCACAGACUAAAUGAUCUCCUAAAAGAAAAGCAGUCUGUGGAAAGAAAGUGUACUCAGCUAAACACGAAAGUAGCCAAACUCACCACCGAGUUGAAAGAGGAGCAGGAAAUGAACAAGUGUUUGCGAGCCAACCAAGUCCUCCUGCAGAACAAGCUGAAGGAGGAGGAGAGGCUGUUGAAGGAGACCUGUGACCAAAAAGAUCUGCAGAUCACCGAGAUCCAGGAACAGCUGCGCGACGUCAUGUUCUAUCUGGAGACACAGCAAAAGAUCAACCAUCUACCUGCCGAGACACGGCAAGAAAUCCAGGAGGGACAGAUCAACAUCGCCAUGGCCUCAGCCCCAAGUCCCCCUUCUUCAGGCAGUAGUGGGAAGCUGCCCUCAAGGAAGGGGCGCAGCAAGAGGGGCAAGUGACCUUCAGAGAACAGACUGUUGUCCCUGACACCACGAGGGUGUGCUGGGAUUUUCAGCUAAAUGUGAGGGUGGGCCCUAAUAAGUACAAGUGAGGAUCAAGC